AUGGUUGGGGGUCUUAAGUCUUCUCUCUGUGGAGGUCGGCGUGUCAAGCUGGAAGGAGGAGAGACGAGUGGGGCCGAGGGCCCGGCGGAGGGCCCGGCCUUCGUGCUCCGACACAGAAACCUAAACGCCGUCGAACAGACGACAGACGGCACCCGGGAGAAAGCAGACACGCCCAGCACAGGUGUUCCAACCUGUCACCUCAGCACCGCAGAGUGCCCCUCACACACCGAGAGGGUCCCAGAGGGCGAUGACGAGAGGAGAAAAAGUGAAGAGGACGACAGAGGAAGAGAAGGGGAGGAGAAGGAGGAAGAGGAGGGGAAGAGCAGUGAUGAAGGGUUCAUGGGGAUGACCCCCCUGCUGCAGGCUCACCACGCCAUGGAGAGGAUGGAGGAGUUUGUACACAAGGUGUGGGAAGGCCGGUGGCGGGUCAUGCCUCACGACGUGCUCCCUGAUUGGUUGAAGGACAACGACUUCCUGCUUCACGGCCACAGGCCGCCCAUGCCUUCUUUCCGCGCCUGCUUCAAGAGCAUCUUCAGAAUCCACACAGAGACGGGAAACAUCUGGACACAUCUGCUAGGCUGUUUGUUAUUCCUCCUCCUGGGCCUGAUGUACAUGUUCCGGCCCAACAUGUCCUUCGUGGCCCCGGUCCAGGAGAAGGUGGUGAUCGGGAUGUUCUUCCUGGGCGCCAUUCUCUGCCUCUCCUUCUCCUGGCUCUUCCACACGGUCUACUGUCACUCCGAGGGCGUCUCCAGGGUCUUCUCCAAGUUGGACUAUAGUGGGAUCGCCUUCCUGAUCAUGGGCUCCUUCGUGCCCUGGCUGUAUUACUCCUUCUACUGCUCCCCCCAGCCCCGCUUCAUCUACCUGAUCGUGGUGUGCAUCCUGGGCCUGUCCGCCAUCACCGUGUCCCAGUGCGACUUCUUCGCCACGCCGCAGUACAGGGGGGUCCGAGCAGGAGUGUUUGUGGGCCUGGGUCUCAGCGGCGUGGUCCCCACCCUGCACUUCACCAUCAGCGAGGGUCUGAUCAAAGCCACCACCAUGGGGCAGAUGGGCUGGUUGUUGCUCAUGGCAACGCUCUACAUCACUGGAGCCUGUCUGUACGCAGCCCGCAUCCCAGAGAGGUUCUUCCCCGGGAAGUGUGACAUCUGGUUCCACUCCCACCAGCUGUUCCACAUCCUGGUGGUCGCCGGAGCGUGCGUUCAUUUCCAUGGCGUCUCCAACCUGCAGGAGUUCCGUCUCAAGGCAGGGGGGGGGUGUGCUGAGGACGACACCCUCUAACACACACUGACUCAGUCUUACACUCACACAUACACUACGGGGAACCACUGGUUCUUAUAAUAUGCACAGAAUAACACACACACAUAAAGCUAACAAACACACACACACCCCCCCUUCACCUGAGGACCAGCGUGUGUGCACACUACACAGGAGGGCCCCCCAGUGGGCGCUAUUAAAACUGACUGACCAGGGUUUUUAUUGUCUUUCUGUCCCUCUGUCUGUCCCCCCCCCUCCCUCCUCUGGCACUUUGAUUAUAAAUCCUCUCCAGGAUGGGGGGGGUGAGUUAAACCAGUUUUUGAGACUCUGCUCUUUCCAGGAAGUGUCUCUGUCUGUGUUGGGGGUGGCGAGGCAUCACAACCUCAAUAAUGCUCCGUUUCGCCUCAGUGUGAGUCUGACCUUUAGGAGUGUGAUGCUUUCAUUUGAAAAGGAUUCAUAAUUGUGGCUUUUUAAAAAAAAAAGAGGACAUUUGGGGGGGGGGGGUUUGCUGAGUACUCAAUAAUGAUAAAAGAGAUGAGUGUAUUUCUUCUGUGAUUGUGAAGGUUGUUAGGGUGGGGGUGGGGGGUAAUUGUCUCUUUUAAAAGUUAAACAAAAACCUUUUCCAUGUAAAUAAGAUUUCUAAAUUUUGGGUUAUAGAUUUGUAUGAAAUAUGUAAAAAUGCAACAAAAAAAAAACUAAUAUGAGGGCAAAAUAAAUGAAUAUGUUAAUGAGGAGGGGGGCGUGUUGUAUCUACACUUCCUCUAGCAGUCGGGGGGGGGGGUCUAUAAUACUGCAGUUGGAGGGAAGUGCUUCAUCAACAUGGUGGAGGCAGGGUGGAGACACAUAACAUCUGCAUAUAGUCUACCAGCAGCUUUAAACAUGCUGCUGUUUGUCUCUGUGGUAACCUACACCUUCUGACCUGACAACCUUAACAUAUAAUCGAGGACACAGCGGGGAGGUGGUCCUCUACCCGGUCCUCUCCUCUUUAAACCUGUCAGAUAUCAGAUCAUGGUAACAUUGUUGCUUAAAAACCAAAUCUAAAGUCCAACCAUGAUGUAAAAACAGUCCUCUGAUAUGUAGCCAUUUUCUUUGAUCUUGUGAUGUAUAGAUAAAAAGAAAUCCAUGUCACCAAAACCAGUUCAUUCUUUUCUAAUUCAUUGUCAAACAUAUCAUGGAUAACUUGGAGAUAUUUUGUAUAAACACGGCCCCUGAGUCUUAUGUCUAUCAUUCUGUUAAACUGCAGUGUAAUUACAGUGCAGGUCCUUCGGAGACCCCGUUUGGAUUGGGUUGUAUUUUAUUUAUCUGCUGCUGUUUUUGGUAUUAUUUCAAGCUUUAAUUUCUCUUUUUUCCUUUUCUAUUAUUUAUCAAUGGUUUGUCUCUUUUAGCCAUGUGAGGGGGGCACCAAGGGUCUCUCCCCUCAGAACAGUAGAGGGUCUCCUAAAGCAGGGUCCGCCUCAGAUAUGGAGACUUUGCCUGGAAAAUAAAAUAAUAAAAAAUGUGUUUCCUGCUAAUACCAAAAUCUCACUCCUGAAGAUGGAAAAACUUAAAUUCUUAGCUAAUCAUGAACUCUAUGUCUAUGAUUUAUUUUUAAAAUGUAGGUUUGUACCUUUCUAUUUGAUGGCAGCUUUUUAUGAGCAGGAAUUCAAACACAUUGUCAUAUUUCUUCUUUUCUUUUCUUUAUUCUCUAUCUCAUAUUAAUUUAUUUUCUCAUGGGGAGGGCGUUCUGUCUGUUGAAGCACACGUUCCAUUUGUGAUGGGAGUGUUUGGUUGCAAUAGAUCUUUAUAUCUGCUGUAUUGUUCUAAUAAAAGGUUUUUGAAUCUGUCA
Gymnodraco acuticeps is the source of this 3076-nucleotide messenger RNA. Its product is annotated as adiponectin receptor protein 2-like. Gene Ontology annotation, molecular function: signaling receptor activity. Gene Ontology annotation, biological process: adiponectin-activated signaling pathway. Lineage: Eukaryota; Metazoa; Chordata; Actinopteri; Perciformes; Bathydraconidae. The record is from RefSeq and is a predicted model, not a curated record. Gene Ontology annotation, cellular component: plasma membrane.